AUGGAUGCAUUGAUGAUUGUGCACCAGCUGCAGCGGCUGGCAGCAGAGCCACGGCCGUCUCCAGCAGUAAAAGCAAAGAUCCCCAGGAUGGCUGUAGGAAUAUGCUACUUUCUGGAACACCCAGAUCCGGGUGUGCAGCAUCAAGCGGCGGGAGCGCUCAGACUCCUGCUCGAGCAGCACAGGCAGCUGUUGUUACAAUCACCAGAACUCCACGAGAUGCGAUCUGCCCUACAGCAACAUGCAAACAACAGCGAUGUAGUCGUCAGUGAAUGCUGCACUGCGUCGCUGACCUUGUUACAGCAGGACGCUGUGCAGCAGCGGCAGCCGGAGCCCUCCGACGAGCAGCAACGACAAGCGGCAACUGAAACAGGUGAAGAAACGCUCGAGUCUCUUGACCUAUUUUCUGUGGUUUUGGGCCUGAGGGGUCUGCUGCGCUGCCCUUCUAACCGUAGCUUGAUUACCUUCAAACGUGAACCACAGGGACGGCAGCAGCAAGCACAGGACCAGCACGGGAAGCGGAUGCUCGAGCUGCUGCAGCGUGACUUACAGCUGCGUCUUGUUCGCGUCUGGGGUGUCUCGAGCGCUACUGUGACUCUUAAUACUACCAACUUGCUGCAACAGGCAGAGGCGCUGUGCUCACACUCUGCGGUAGCCACUGAGGAGCAAAAGCAGUCAAGUGAAGAGGGCGACGGAGUAGCGGUGGUGAGCAUCCGUCUGUCGCGCAGAGCACAGCGCUUGCAGCAGCAACUGAGAGAACUUCGUGCUGCUGUCGGUCCCCUCACUCUCCUGCUCAACUCGGCAUUACUACAGAAAGCUCAACCAAAAGAUAUAGAGGUGCCAAAGGCAGCUCUUUGGAAUGCUUGUACGGCUACUGGCACUGGCAGCGCCGCAGCCAGGGCGACGUCGCCUCCAGUACAACAGCAACAGGAUGACAGCGGGUAUCUGGACGAGGAGCUAAGAGGCAAUUGGGAAGGGACGGGGGAGUCUCAGAAGAAUGCGGAGGUAGCCGCAGGGAGUAGCAGAAAUAAUGGCUUUUCCUUCUUCAGCGCCAAUUCGGCCUUGUUCGCGCAGUCCCGUUUCAUGGGCGGAAUGAUCACCCCCACGGAAAAUAGCGCAGAAAUGAGUGCAAAGCUAAAGGCUGAAAAAGAGAGGAAGGCUGCUCUGCGGGCCCAGCCUCAAGGGGGAAUUAUCGACAGAUUGCUCGGGCGCCUUGGUUCAGGCGCGGGACUCCUUUGA
Messenger RNA from Cyclospora cayetanensis, 1236 nucleotides. RefSeq lists its product as uncharacterized. Bases 1 to 1236 code for a protein of 411 amino acids. Lineage: Eukaryota; Apicomplexa; Conoidasida; Eucoccidiorida; Eimeriidae. The transcript has 2 exons. The record is from RefSeq and is a predicted model, not a curated record.